Halichondria panicea is the source of this 2546-nucleotide messenger RNA. RefSeq lists its product as uncharacterized. NCBI's taxonomy places the organism in Eukaryota, Metazoa, Porifera, Demospongiae, Suberitida, Halichondriidae. Gene Ontology annotation, molecular function: double-stranded DNA binding. The record is from RefSeq and is a predicted model, not a curated record. Bases 42 to 2423 code for a protein of 793 amino acids. The transcript has 11 exons. Gene Ontology annotation, biological process: regulation of DNA-templated transcription.
ACAACCUCGUGGACUGGCUAUAGCAUGCAUGCAACUAAAACAUGGCAGCACUGAAAGCCUUUUGUUUAUCUUCAGCGCCCAACGCUCCUCUGUUCACCUCUGCAUUAUGUGCUUGUCACAGGCUCUUGACCACUACUGUCCCCAAGCAAAGAAUGAAGUUUGUUCCCCGUUUAGGUAGAACCUUGUCGUCCAACCCAGGAGAUGAAUUGUGUGGCUUCUCUGGACCGGAAAAAGAUGUUCUAAAAGCUGAAGAAAAUGCUCAAGUUGCUGUAGCUAAUUCACAGAAUGUGAGCAAGCCUGUAACGAUUGAUUGUGUGGAAACAAACCAACUACCGGCGGAUAAUUUCGCUUCAAAAUUACGAUUCUUGGACUUUGUUAAUUUAGCCGAGGAAGAUCAAAUACAACCACCAGAUAUGGUGAAACCUCGUGGAUCCUUUUUGAGGCAACAAAAUAAAGACGUUCUGUUUGAGCGUCUCCCCACACCAACACGAAGCACACUGCAGUUCACCGUAGGCCGUCAAAUAACCACACUAAAUAAUGCCAAGUCAGCAGUCCGGAGGGGUAAACCCCCACUUGACAAAUUAUUAAUUGAAGACGAGACUAAUUUAAUGUCGGUGAACCAUGAAAAAUUACGUAGUCGCACAGCUAGCCAAUCGGAAAGCACUCGAGAUGUUGUAAACUACGUCGCUAGUCAAGAGUCGAUGUACAAGCAAGACCUGCAUCUCUACACUGACGCACUGCCCUCCAUACUGGGCUCUACUGUUUCUGAAGUUGAAGAAACUCGCGAGAAAUUGAGCCAAGCCGGAUUUUCCCCUGCUGAAAUUGGAAGAGUUUUGCCCAUUCUUCCUCUCAUAUUUGAAGUUGAUUAUGAGAAGGUGUACGAAGUGUACUGUCUGCUGAUGGAGUAUCUGGGCCAUCAAACAAGAGUGCUUAAGUUGAUGAGGACGCAUACUUUCCUGUUGUCGCUUGAUCCAUCUCAGGUUAAGAAGACCCUAGAGAGAUACAGCAGUUUUGGCCUGAGCUCACCUGAGCUGCUGUCUCUGUUGACCCACUACCCACUCGUGUUCACCACACCUCUCAAGGAAUCCACUCUGAGCAGAAUAAGACAAACAAUGGAGGCUGGCUUUGACUCUCACUGGCUGGCCAAGACACUCCUCUAUAGCAUGCGUUAUCGACCAGCACGUGCAGAGUUUGAUCCAAGUGAUUCCCUCACUAUUGGUCUCCUGAAGGAGUACAAGGUUGACCUGGGGGAGGUGCUUAUCAAGCAUCCUGACCUCUUCCAGCAGUCAGGUCAACAGUUGAUAGUACUGAUCAAGACGCUGUCUGGGGGACCACUGUAUCUGAACAGAAGUGACAUCGGGUCAUUACUGUCUAAGAUACCUGAAGUACUCUUUCAGCUCGACGAUAUGGAUGCCCUGAGGGCUCACCUGUCUCUACUGGCUGAGAUCUUCACUGCCUACACACUACGAAACCAGUUGUUCAGUGUGAAGCACUUGCUGGACUACAGAUAUGACGUGGCUCACAAGCUGCACUCACUGGCUAGACACGGUCUCACUAGAGAGGAUGCUUGUACCCUCAUAACCAACUCUCCAUCACUCAUACUGCAGGGAGACCUGGGGGAGAAGCUCAGUUUGAUGCUCAGUAUUCCCGGUGUUACUGUCCGCCAAAUUGCUGAGUCAUCAAAGCUGCUCCUGCAACAACCACUGCCCUACAUGCAAGCUAGGAUCAAGUUUGCAGCACAGCACAAGGAACCUCUGGUGUGUGCUGAUCAUCUACAGGAGCUCUUGACUACCACUGACCAAGUGUUUGCAGAGUUGUGUGGGUGCCCAGUGAGACAGUACCUCUCCUCCACUGGACUCGCUCCGCUAACUCCAAAACGUGGUCGCCCAAUCAAAGGAGCAGCUCACGCACUCCGACCAACGAAUCAGUACGAGCCAAACCCACACUACAAGUUCACUGGAGCAGUCACUCUCGACAGUAUAUUCAAUCAAGAAAUCAGAAACCCUGAACUAUCACUCACCGAAAUCACAUCUCCCAGCGAGUACUGUGAAACAAGUCCCCCUGAGGCAAUAGACAAACUAUCAAAUGUUAAUGACCUCAGCACUUCAUUUGGUGACUGCUACACCGAGUCUUUGAACACUCCUGACGACCUUGUCAACGUGACGUUGUCGCCUGAAUCCAUACCAUAUGAGAACUCAGAAGACUCUAAACGGGAAUCAGACGAAGUAUUUGACAGCAAUCUUGGCCUGGAAAUGGAGGAGUUCCUGCGAGAAUUACGAGCAGCUAGUCACAAGAAAGAUCCCCUCUUUGAUAGAGGUGUACUGAACACUGUUACCGUACAAAGAGGAACCGAGUUUCUGGACGAACAUUUAUUUUGGGAGUAUGAAGAAUGCGAUGAACAAUUUGAUGUUCAAGCAAUUUAGUCUCUCACUAUUUAUUAUGCUCGUUGAUUUAUGAAUUCAAACAUCUGUUCCCUCUUUGUGUAUAAUAUUUGUCUGCGGCUGUCUGCACAAUACGUUAUUAUUAUCACAACUGAUCUUCCAUUC